Messenger RNA from Tachysurus vachellii, 7367 nucleotides. It is a transcript of the gene cdk6, whose product is annotated as cyclin dependent kinase 6. Gene Ontology annotation, molecular function: ATP binding; cyclin-dependent protein serine/threonine kinase activity; cyclin binding. Gene Ontology annotation, biological process: signal transduction; regulation of cell population proliferation; regulation of gene expression. The transcript has 8 exons. Gene Ontology annotation, cellular component: nucleus; cytoplasm; cyclin-dependent protein kinase holoenzyme complex. Lineage: Eukaryota; Metazoa; Chordata; Actinopteri; Siluriformes; Bagridae. The record is from RefSeq and is a predicted model, not a curated record. Bases 771 to 1742 code for a protein of 323 amino acids.
CACAUACAGACAGAGAGAGAGAGAGAGAGAGAGAGAGAGAGAGAGAGAGAGAGAGCUGUGAAUGGUGAAGUAGCAGGGGAGGGCAGGCAGAGAAAAGGCGAGAGAGAAAGCGGCUGGCCUUUGUAGUCGGCCGAGGAAUGCGGAAACGUCCCUGCUCUGUGUCAAACUCCUCCGGAGGGGGUCGAGGCAACAUUCAGCCCAGCGUGGGAAAGCGACGGGCAGAGCGAGCUCACCGAGCAGCUCAGCGCACCACACUCUCUCCGUUUAGAUGGGAAAAACGCGUACUGGGGGAAAACGACGCACGGUAGAUUAGCCGAGCUGAGGAUAUAAGCAGAUCUCGUUGCGCGCUCACUGAAGGCUUUGGGAGAGAAAAGAAACAGCAAGUCGCUGCGUUAAGCUCAGUGUGCCGGAGUGGCGCAGGCGCUGGCGCAGGCAGGAUGGGGGUUAAAGCGCUGCAGCCGCCGACUACCUGUGUGGCCUCGCUAGGACACUCCGGGAUGUAGAAGGGGGCGAGAGAAUUAAAAAAACGCUUCUGCUAUUCUUCCUUGCAGUUUUUUUUGUUUGUUUUAAUAGACGCAAACGCUUGUAGCGUGAUUUACAUUUCAGUCAGAAACUAAAAGGGGCAACGCACGUGCAGAAGUAGCGCUGUCUCUCCCGGUCAUGGCUUCGUGAAAGAGCCUCACCAGGCACGUUUUCGGGAUUCCCCGGGGCAGGGCUGCACCCAAGCACAAAGACGCCCGUGCCAGAAAGACAAGUAGACAGAAGAAACCAUGGACAAAGAAGUCCUAAACCAGCAGUAUGAGCCCGUGGCUGAGAUCGGCGAGGGUGCGUACGGGAAGGUGUACAAGGCGCGCGACCUGAAGAACGGACGCUUCGUGGCGCUGAAACGGGUGCGCGUGCAAACCGAGGAAGAGGGUAUGCCUCUGUCCACUAUCCGCGAGGUGGCAGUACUGAGGCAGCUCGAGUCUUUCGAGCACCCCAACGUGGUCAGGUUGUUUGAUGUCUGUACAGUUUCUAGAACUGAUCGAGAGACCAAACUGACUCUGGUCUUUGAGCAUGUGGACCAAGACUUGACCACAUACCUAGAAAAAGCACCUGAUCCAGGAGUACCACCCGAAACCAUAAAGGACAUGAUGUACCAGUUGCUGCAGGGGUUGGACUUCCUCCAUUCACACCGCGUGGUUCACAGAGACCUGAAACCUCAGAAUAUACUGGUAACCAGUGGAGGUCAGAUCAAACUGGCAGACUUUGGCCUGGCACGCAUAUACAGCUUUCAGAUGGCGCUUACUUCAGUGGUGGUCACUCUUUGGUAUCGAGCUCCAGAAGUGCUCCUCCAGUCGAGCUAUGCAACCCCGGUGGAUCUGUGGAGCGUGGGCUGCAUCUUUGCUGAGAUGUUCCGAAGGAGACCGCUUUUCCGUGGGAAUUCUGAUGUUGACCAGCUGGGCAAGAUUUUUGAUGUGGUUGGUGUCCCUCCUCCUGAAGACUGGCCCCAGGAAGUGGGUUUGCCUCAGAGUGCCUUUCCCCCUCGUCCAGCUCAGCCUAUAGAAGACCUGGUGCCUGAUAUGGACGAGCUUGGAAAAUCACUUCUACUUAAAUUUCUGUCGUUCAACCCGGGCCGAAGGAUAUCGGCUUAUGAUGCCCUGUCUCACCCAUACUUUCAUAGCCUAGACAGCACCAGCAAGAGUCUCUAUGUGCAACCCUUCCCGAGCAAAAAGGCCUCCCUGGAGGAGAGAGCUGCUUGAAAGACAUUCCUUUUUUAUAGACUUACUGGCACAAGCCCCCUUUUUUAUCUUGUCUUCCAUUGCCACAUUACAUGCUGCUUUUAGGCCUUGUUGAAGUAUUACCACAAAUUUUGGUUGAUGCAUUUUCACUGCAGCUGGUAAUAUCACUGCCUGGGACAAUUUACAAAAAAAAAAAAAACAACAUCAAAAGCUGCUUUCCUACCUGCCUGUCUUCCUUAGCAGGAAGUCCCUCUGCUCAGAUGAAACUCCACUGCCAGAUAUCUGAUACAGCGGCUGCUACACCAUGUUGUCAGGGAUCACUACGUCUUGACGAACAUCAGAAAAAUAUAACUGCCAGGACUUCUUAACUGCCUAAAUCAUACUUCUCUAAAUCAGCAAGUUCACUGCCUGUGACUGCCCCAAUUGGAUUCUAAAAAAACCUAUUAAAAAAUAGUUAUCACUGCUAAUGUGGGUCUGUUGAACAGAACCACACUCUAGAAGAUGGAACUCUUUUGUGCCUGCUCCGAGACUGCUCAGAUUUAUGGGUCAAAGCAUUUAGAUAAAUUAUCUGUUAGUUUAUCCCCCAAGGCUGGUCUUUGUGGACCUUGACAGCAGUGGAGACACAUUUCAAAUCGUGCCUUACAGAAAAGGAGAAAUCAUACGGCUAUGGUUUAACCCUCACCACUGUUGAGGCCUGGUUCACGCUUUAUUAACCCAGGAGACACCCAACACUUCAGGCUGGUUUUCUGGACACAGUCUAAGUCUGGUUUAUGCUUCAUCAUAAAUAUUUUAUAGUACCUCUGAAAAAGGAUUAGUAGACAGUAAGUAGUGAUGACAGACUUAGUCAUAGACUGAAUUUCUUAAUAUGGGAGUUUCACAAUAUCUGUAAGAUAAUGAUUCAUCAUCUCAGCUGUUAACGGUUUUGUCAGACAUAUCAACUGCGACAUCCUAUAUUGUUGUAAAUGCAUUUUUGUAGAUAUUGAUGCAUUUUUACCUUCCAGUGUUCCCAGUGGAUCCUUUAAAACCCUGACCAGGACAAAGUGGUUACUGAAAAUGAACGAAUCAACGAAUUUCCAUAACUCAGUUGAUAUUUUUUAUAAAAGCAACAUUAAGAAAAAAAACAGUUUGGCUGUUAUUCUUACUCCUGUUGAACUCUUGACAAGCUCACUGACAUGUUCCCAAAUUGAUACUGGGAAAUGUAGUUAGCUAAUAACUAAUACAGCCCAACAUUGUGUUUUAGACCACCCUCAGACUGGAAUUUCUUCAAAAAUCUUGUCACAGACUCGAAGCUGCCACCAAUUCCCACUGCUUUCCUCCUGCUAGCCAAUAGAAGCACAACUGGGUGGCCCAUUUGGACAUUUGGUUUUGAAGAUUAACUUUCCUGAAUUUUGUCGCACCCCUCACUCGUCUCUAAAUUGCUUUUAUUACCUCUGGAAAGAAGCAUAAACCAGUCUUGACCAGCAUAGUUUAGUGUCUGGAAACCUGGCUCUUACUCAAGAAUAUAGAAACAUAUUUUAGGCUACAUCUACACAGACUGUUCUUUCUACACUGUUCAUUUAUUUUUUUUAAUAUCAGUGUUGAUUGUUGAUGAAUUAUUGUGGUUAAGUCUUAAUUUUAGUUGACUUGAAGUUGUAUGUGUAAGGGUAUGUCUGACAUGUAUAUUAUACAGUAUUUACAUACUCUGAAGUUGUGUAAAUGGAGUAGUAACUCCUUGUUUAGUGAGUGGGCUGACCCUCACAGGGUAGUAACUAAAGAGGAGUAACUGGCAGGUGCUUAAAGAAAUAAUUGUAGUGCAGUAAUGCUUGAGCAAGUAGAAAAUGUCUAGCUUUAGAGAAUGAAUGAGGUUUUAAAGGUUCUUUUUGAGAGAUUAAGAGUGCUUGAAGAGGUUGAGGAAGGUUAUGUAAUAACUGUGUUUUUUCAGAAAUUUAGGACUUGUACAUUUCCAUUUGACCUUCCAUUAUUUGAUUCACUCAAGUCUGGAUUGAUGAUAGCCAAGUAGAUCAGAGACAUCGUGCUUUUGGUCUGCCUCUUUGCAUGACUUAGAAGGGAGGAAGGAAAGAAGAAGGAAGAAUGCUGCUUUAGUAAUUUAGGAUGUGGCCCAUGAGCCUGGUCCAAGAUGAGGCUAAACAGAAGAGAACAACACCCAGAUGCCAUGCCGUAAACCUUUAUUCACAGGUUCAUCCAGAUAAGCACUGGUGCUUCCUUCAUACACUCAGGAUCACAGUAGAUUCAAUGGUUCAUACUUAUCAGAUAGCUCUAGCUUUACAGUUGAUCUGUGAUGGAUUCCUUUCAUAGUAAAGAAUAAUAUCUGAUAAAUAUAACUCACUACCACACACACUCAGGUCUAUUUAUGGUUGUAUGCAUAGAUUCAACAGGUUUCAUAUCUGUUUCAGUUUAAUCAUUGUUUUAACAUUAGUGUAUAGUAAAUUCAAACUGCAAAUUAGUCACUGUAUUAAUUCCAAAAUAGCAGAGUAAAAUAAAUGUUGCUGUCAAGCUAUUUAUGGCUAUAUUUACAUAUGUUACAUGUUACAUUACAUGUUCAUCGGAUUACUGGUAUCAUUAGACGUUUUAAUAAUUAACACUGUUACAGUCUGAACUUUAUUUAUGAACGUUUGCAAUUAUUAAUUUCUUAUAGUCUAGGAAACUGGACUUGGGUUUUAAUCGUGAAGACAUCUCACCAUUUGUCUGUUGUGCAACAUAAACACUGACCAGUGUAGUGAGGAAUUUACAGAGUUGUAUGUUAAUUAAACAAAUUAACCACUUAGAUAAACAGGAGAACAAAUUCCUCUGGCCAGGACCCAGCUGUCUAACUACACCUGAAAGACAGGCAACAUCGUUAAUCUGCAACACCACUGAUGGCCUAUUUACAUUGCCGACGUGACAUAUUUACCCCAGACGUUUUACAUCAAUUCACACUUGCAGAUCUAAGAGUUACUCCAGUCUCAUUAUCUCCAGGUGUAGGGUAGUGGGAAAUUUCCAAGCAUUCAGCAGAGCUGACGAAGCCUUCGUGAUUAAAAUGCAAGUCCAUAGAGGAUUACAAGACAUUCAGGACAUGUAUAUGUGUGGCGGUUUGGGAAAAACUCUGUCAGAUAUUGCAGCGGCUGAACCUGAAAAUCAGCCAAAAACAAACGAAAAAAGGUUUUGACCAAAAUUGGGUUCUUCAGACUUUAACAUACAUAAGGACCUUAUGAUAAUAAAUCAUACAUGUAUUUCACCCAGAAACAAUAUUUAACAAAAAAGUGGCAGUUUAACAAAAAGGUCUGCCAAAAACCUUGUUAACUGAGUGUGAUUUCCAUUGACAGGAAAUGCUGUAGUGAAAUGCAUUUAAAGUUACAAUUCUUACAGUAUUUAAUCAUAUACUGUCAAAAUAUCCAUAAAGCUCCUUUACUGCAUGGACUUGUAAUGACAAGGGUUUCCCCAAGUCCCCACACAUGUGGAUUUAUAAUAAAACAUGGGAUGAUGGUUGCUGUUUCUUCUGACAUUUUACUGCUAACAUUCCUUCAAUUUUUUUCGUUUGUUUGUUUGUUUGUUUGUUUCUUUGUGUGUGGUGUUAAAAAUCUCUUCUCUUUUGGGCAGUUCCUCAACACGAUUGUUUGUACAAACACAGGAUGUACUUUCCCUCUUCCAAAAAUGACGAGCAAAUGAGGAUUUUUUUUUAGUGGGCAUUAGAUGUCACAAAGUACGCAUAUUCAGACAAGAAAGUGCCAAUCGUUUAAUUACAGAUUUCAUUGAGCACUAAGUCUUUUCUCUCACACAUAAAGUCCCAGUGGCUCAGAAUUAGUGCUGCGUUCAAGAAUAAAGCUUUGGAAUGUAAACUUUUAGAAUAGUAACAAAAUUUGAAUGUUGACAUGACAUUUCAACAGAUUGCACCUUGAAAAUCACACAUCUCACCAUUUUGUGAAAUGUGAAACAUUAAAAAGGCUUUCUAAUGGAACUUCCUUUAUAAUUCUCAUUUGCUACCAAUAUUAUUACAUGAGGGUGAAGUAAAAAAUAAAUAGAACUAUUUCUCUUUUGUUUGUAAUUGUUUGCUUUAAUUGGAAAAUGAAAUGUAAUCAGUUGAUUUUAUUUAAUCAUUUAUAAAUGAUUUAUUAUAAAUUUUUUUUUAUUGAGUUUGCUGGAUAUUGGUACUUUGCUUUUGUUUUUAUUUCGUAUCUUCCUUAUAUUUUGCCUCUGCUUUAUUUUUUUUAUUUAUUGGCAUUUUAAUAGAAAUACGUUAAGAUUGUUGAGUGAGAACGAAACCUGCCUAUUUAUCUGGUGGUGCAUUGACGGUGCUAUGAUAUAACAAUUUCUUAAACUUGAAAUGGAAUCACUAUCAAUAUGGGGCAAAUCUUGUUUAUCGAAACGCAAGAGUGAACAUUCAAGAUUUCAGUAUUUCUUGAUUUUUUCAACAGACAUAUCCCAUAGAAAACAAAUGCAGUAAAUUUGAAAUACUUUAUAAUAAAAGGUAAUACAGCUGAUACAUAAUUUGCCUUAAAUUCCACACAUAACCAACAUACUUCCUGUGCAGGUCAAAUCUGUACCUCUACUAAAUUUCACAAAUUUUCUGAAAGUCGAAUAACUACCUUGUUUAAAGCCGAAUCCAGUACUAUAAUGAACUAUUAUUGCUCUUUUUUUCCAUUUUAGUCUUUUCAUCACACAUAUGGACUCCGUUGUAUGUUGUAUUUCACUGGAAAAUUAAGAACUUUUUCAAGUUUGCAUUUUUUUUUUCUUUCCAGAAUUUCCAUGUCUUUAACCUAAUAACAAAAAUAGGCCAUUUUUUUUUUGCAUUACUAUUAUACUUUGUGUCUCUGUGUUAUCUUUACCUAAUUGAUCAUUCAUUUUGAUAUUUACUGAUUUGUUUUGUUGCUUAAUUUUUCUGCCUAGCAGCUUUUAAACAAUACACAGUAACCAAAAGUAGGUUUUAUUCAGUGAUGUGUUUUUGUCAUUAGCUGUCAGGAUGGUGUGUGGAUUUGUGAUCUACAAUGUUUGUUUCACUAACUUUGUUUGACUCUUUAACAGUUCCUAAAAUGGUACUUAUAACACAUGUGGUUUAUAACGCAUGCAUAGAAGCAGUGAAAUAUUACAGAUUUCUUUUUAUUUUUCAACUUUAUUUAUUUGCCCAGUUUUACUGUAUGGAAGACGUCACAUAUUCAUCAUCAGCUUUCAUUUUUGAGAAAUUGAGAUAUUCGGCAGCUUUUCGUGAGACCUAAUAUGACAGAUAAAUAUCAUUUUCUGUUAACAGUUCCUAAUAUAAACCAUUUUUUAAACCAUAAAAAGGCUACUGUCAGUGGAUUUACACCUUAUCAUUUGAGCAUUUGUUUACUUUUACCACUGAAUAUACCCAAGAUUUCCCUGAACCAAAUUAAGGUGAAAAUACCAUUACUGGUUAUGGCACCGCAUCAUUUUUAUUUGAUCUCACUUUUUAUUCUCCCCUUAUUUUCUUGCAUAAUUUAUUUAUGGGCAAGAUUUUGUAUUUGUUUCAUUGUUUGUUUGUUUGCUGCUAAUUUUUCACAGCUUGGCUCAAAUAUAUGAUAAAAGAAAAAUGACCCUUCUAAAUUUGAUGCCAUCGUUAAAUAAGGCUGCUUUGUGCUCAUGUGUUGCAUGUGUAACUGCCUGACAAUUUUUUUGUUUGAUAUUUUUGUCCUUUAAAUAAAUAUUUUAAAAUGA